This is a messenger RNA of Arabis nemorensis, 435 nucleotides long. The record is from the annotation of a GenBank genome assembly. Lineage: Eukaryota; Viridiplantae; Streptophyta; Magnoliopsida; Brassicales; Brassicaceae.
AUGUUGGAAGAGAUACAUGACGAUUUGUUGACACAUAUUAUUAGAAGAGUUGGUUUGUCAGAUUUCAGGGACCUCCGAGGAGUUAUAGGAGCAAACAAGAGAUGCAAAUCGGUGGCCUUGUCGUCAGCUAUGUUGAAGGAAACUGACCUUUUUGAAGUUCUAUGGUUAGGACACCACAUUGACCAAAACUCUCCCUAUCAUCUAUUUUUGGCUCGGUGCAUACAUGCAAGGAAUCAGACAGCAGUGCUAAUGGAAGGGCUUCGGCUAGGUUUCAUGGAAGAAAAACUAGAUGAAGCCAUAAGAAGAGUGGAAACAUGCAAUGGAACGAGUGUGUACAUGGUGUAUGUUUUGGGGAUGCUGCAGAUCUGCGGAGAUGAUCAUGAUAUUGGAUGUACGACAUUGGCUCAGCUAAAAUGGUGGGAAGAUAUACCUUAG